UGCGGAACCAGCUCAGCCAUGACAUUCCUCCGCAGGUUGCAAUGGAACGACUCCUCCGUUCUAAUCCACCCCCCGGGGUUCUACAUCAUCGGCUUCACCUCCCUGCCCUUCGCCAACCUCUACUUCAUCUUCCUCGCUUUCGUUUACGUGGUGUCGGUUGUGUUCAACACAUUUGUGAUCUAUAUAAUAACGGUGGACCUUCGCCUCCACAAUCCCAAGUAUGUGGCGGUUGGUAACCUAGCGGUGGUUGAUCUGGUGCUGAAUACUUGCAUUAUUCCCGGUAUGCUAAAGGCGUUUCUUGCUAAAAACAAUUUUGUGCCGUUUAAUCUGUGUAUGGUACAGAUGUAUGUGUAUUAUUCCUUCAUAAGUAUGGAAUCGUUCUCCAUCGCCGUGCUCGCCUAUGACCGUAUGAUCGCCAUAUGUUUCCCUCUGAGGCACGGCUCCAUCAACACCAUGACGAGUAUGUCGUGUAUUCUUGGUGUCAUCUGGUGCUUCUGUCUUGGUAUACCGAUAUUCAGCACAUCCAUUAUGACCAGACUGUCCUACUGCGAUUCCGUUAACGUCUACAGCUAUUUCUGUGAUUACGCACCAGUGUUUCGGCUGGCAUGUAACGACAACACUCUGCAAUGGGCUGUGGCUUCAGUUCUGAGCCUGGUUAUCCUCCUCGGCCCACUGUCCUUCAUCAUUCUGUCAUACAUGAGUAUUCUAAUCGCUGUGUUCAGGAUGAAAAGCGUUGAGAGUCGUGUGAAAGCGCUGGCCACCUGCACUGAGCACCUCAUUCUAGUGGCGGUAUUCUUCUUUCCGGUUCUGACUAUUUUCAUGGUCGGGUUAUUAGCGCGCAUCAAACCAGACCCUGAUCUGCGCGUACUGAGCCUGUCGCUGGCCUCGUGCAUCCCGCCCUGUCUCAACCCCAUCGUCUACUCUCUGAAAACUAAAGAGAUCAAGAACAAAGUGCUCACCAUGUUCAGGAGAAUUAAAGGUCAAGUAGUUAACGGUUGA
Messenger RNA from Salvelinus fontinalis (brook trout), 999 nucleotides. RefSeq names its product olfactory receptor 2AT4-like. Lineage: Eukaryota; Metazoa; Chordata; Actinopteri; Salmoniformes; Salmonidae. Gene Ontology annotation, molecular function: G protein-coupled receptor activity; olfactory receptor activity. The record is from RefSeq and is a predicted model, not a curated record. Gene Ontology annotation, cellular component: membrane. Gene Ontology annotation, biological process: G protein-coupled receptor signaling pathway. The transcript has a single exon. Bases 19 to 999 code for a protein of 326 amino acids.